AGCAGGUCGCAGAGUUGCUAUGGUUACAGGGUAAACACAGUGAAUGACUAUACGGAGCUGCUCCAUAUAGUUACUAUGGCAACAGGUAAACAAGAAGCUCAGAGACAGAGGGGUGUAAAUGUCUGUCGGAAGAAAAGAAAGAGCAGAGGAAGAGAACAAGGACGGACUUUCAGACAAAGAGGAGAUGAGGAGUGUUGAAGAGGAGGACUUUGAAGAGGCGAUGAGGGAGGCUGCCCCUUCCACUACUUCCAGAAGAAAACCUGGACCAUGUAAAAAACAAAUCGUCCCCAAAAUCCCGGAGGCAGUGGAAGACUUUCUGAGGAACUUUCUCCAGCGAUCCGGCCUGAGCCGGACUAUGAACAGCUUUGAGGCAGAGUGGUACAGCUCAGCGCAGAAACUCAUGACUGAAACUCUGGCGAUGGCAGCGACAGGAGUCCUGUUCAUUCCUGAUGCUCUCACACAUAGGCAGCUCCUCCAGAGCGAGCUGGAGACAGCCCACAGAGAGACCGACCUGCUCAGACAGGAUGUGCUGCUGGCAGGAGAGGGCCUAGUGAGGAUGCAGAGGGAGAGGGGUUUCUACCGGCUACAGUACAGACGAGUCGCGGAGGACAAAAACAGGCUGAUGGAGGACUUCAAACAGCUGAAGAAACACCUGGAGUCCUACAAGCUGGCACUGAGGCAGCUGGAGGACAAAUAUCAAGCUGCUCUGGGGCAGAAAAUGCUCAUCAGUUUAAAAAAGGAUAGAGUUCAAAACACCACAGACAUAAGAAUGAAUCAAGAAAAAUCCCAAAUCAAGAAAGAGAGAAGCAUGAAAAGGAGCAGCAGCGCUGAUAACUCAACAGCAACAAGCACCAUAAGCACACAAUCAAAGGACACAGAGUUUGCUGCCUGCAGCAGGCGGGUACACCCUUUCCUGCCUCAGAAAUGGAAAAGCCCCAGUUCCUUCAGCCUGUCCUACUCCAUCAGAGCCCACAAGCUUCCCAUCAGCUGCAUUGACCUCCAUCCACGAAAACUGAUCCUCGCUUCCGCUAGUGAUGACCGCAGCUGGAAGCUGUGGGUGCUGCAAGCCAACGGAGAGAAGGUUGGUCAGAUGGUGAUGACAGGUGAGGGACACUCUGAUUGGCUGUCUGGCUGCAGCUUUCACCCUGAUGGAGCAAAACUAGCAACAAGCAGUGGAGACUCUAUGGUACGGCUCUGGGAUUUCUCUCGGAGCUGCUGUGUGUUGACGCUGCCCGGUCACAGCCAGCCCACCUGGGGCUGCUCCUUCCACUCCUGCGGUCAUUUCCUGGCUUCCUGCUCUGCUGAUAGAACUGCCAAGCUGUGGGACCUAAACAGCCAGCGCUGCCACCUCACACUGCGCCGCCACACCGCCUCCGUCAACAGUGUCUGCUUCCUGCCCUUCUCCAACCUCCUCAUCACCUGCUCAGCUGACAAAACCCUCGCCAUGUGGGAUGCCAGAAUGGGUGUCUGCACCGCUACCUUCCAUGGACACCAGCACCCCUGCAACCACACCACCUUCAGCCCGGCAGGCAAUGUCAUGGCCUCCUGUGACUCCUGUGGCAUCAUCAAUCUGUGGGACAUCAGGAAACCUGCGUUGGCAGUGGCCAUGGUAGAUGCCGGGCCACUGGCCGCCAACCGGGUGGCGUUCAACCCAUCAGGGAAGACGCUGGCUGUCGCCAGCACGGACUGUCUGGUCAGAGUGGUGGAGGUGGAUUCCUGCGUGACAAGCAGCCUGUUGGGACACAGUGAUAGUGUGCAGAGCGUGACGUUCAACCACGGGGGGGAGACUGUGAUUUCAGCAGGAAGUGAGGGGGUGAUUAAUGUCUGGGCAUGA
Messenger RNA from Cottoperca gobio, 1834 nucleotides. RefSeq names its product sperm-associated antigen 16 protein. NCBI's taxonomy places the organism in Eukaryota, Metazoa, Chordata, Actinopteri, Perciformes, Bovichtidae. The record is from RefSeq and is a predicted model, not a curated record. Gene Ontology annotation, molecular function: protein binding. Gene Ontology annotation, cellular component: axonemal central apparatus. Gene Ontology annotation, biological process: axoneme assembly.